This is a messenger RNA of Apis florea (little honeybee), 1874 nucleotides long. Its product is annotated as ELAV-like protein 2. Lineage: Eukaryota; Metazoa; Arthropoda; Insecta; Hymenoptera; Apidae. Gene Ontology annotation, molecular function: RNA binding. Gene Ontology annotation, cellular component: ribonucleoprotein complex. The record is from RefSeq and is a predicted model, not a curated record.
CACACGCACACAUACACACGUUACACACACUGUAUGUACUCCCUCGUUUUCUUUUUCACGAUCGAGGAAAUUUGGUGAUCUCGUUUUUCGACGAUAUCGGACGUGAAUAAUUUUCGGCUCGCCGCUCGUACAUUUACACGUACACUCACACAUAUGUGCUCGUCAAAGUGAAACCAAAGGACUGUCGACCAGGAGGCGAGCAUAAAUGCCGAUUUACGAGCGCUCGCGUCGUACUUUUCUUUCAUUGAUUUCCCCUUCUGUUCCGGGCGGCGGUGCGAGAGCGUGAUAGUAGGUGCACGUAAAGAGAGAGUCAGAGAGAAGAGCAGGGACCGGCACGAUUCAUCGACCAGUCGUGUAAUAGUUGCACGUUGCUCGGUUUCGCGUGCGAUUGAAAAGAGUUUUCGAAGGAAGGAAAAGAAAAGAGGAAAAGUAACGUGGAGAGAGGGAGAGAAAAGAAGUACGGGAAGAGAGAGUGUCGCGUCUCGGGAAAAAAGAAAGAAAAGGUGUUUUCUGUGUUUAUUGUGUGGAUGUGUGUCGUGUGCCCUCGCGUGCAUCGAUAAAAAGGUGGAUCCUGUAAAGACAGUGGAGAAAAGAUUUCGUACGUAGUUAGAAAGGACCCGGUUGAAGAGUGCAAUGAUGGCGAACGGAAUGGACACAGUCGUACAACAAAAUGGUGGAUCCACCCUCGGACAGGCUUCGCAGGAAGAGUCGAAGACGAAUCUCAUAGUAAAUUAUUUGCCACAGAGUAUGACACAGGAUGAGAUUCGAUCCCUGUUCUCGAGCAUCGGCGAGGUUGAGAGUUGCAAGUUGAUUCGUGAUAAACUCACCGGUCAGAGUUUAGGUUACGGUUUCGUUAACUAUCACCGGCCUGAGGAUGCUGAGAAGGCGAUAAACACGCUCAACGGUCUUCGUCUGCAAAAUAAAACGAUCAAGGUAUCGUACGCGAGACCGAGCAGCGAGGCGAUCAAAGGCGCAAACUUGUACGUGAGCGGUUUGCCGAAGAACAUGACGCAACAAGAUCUGGAGAAUCUAUUCAGCCCGUACGGCAGAAUCAUCACGUCGCGGAUACUUUGCGACAACAUCACCGUACGACAGUUUGUGACCGGCGGCGGAGACUAUUUGCCCGAGAGGAUGGAUCCGUUGAAUAACUUGAACCGAUUACCGACAGGAUUGUCGAAAGGGGUCGGUUUCAUAAGGUUCGACCAGCGGGUCGAGGCCGAGAGGGCGAUCCAAGAAUUAAACGGUACCAUUCCGAAGGGCUCGUCCGAGCCGAUCACCGUCAAGUUCGCCAACAAUCCGAGCAACAACAACAAGGCGAUACCGCCGUUGGCCUAUCUGACGCCGCAGGCGACCCGACGAUACGGCGGCCCAAUCCACCAUCCGACCGGCCGCUUCAGGUACAUUCCACUGUCGCCACUAUCCAGCACUGGCAAGGCCAUGCUUGCCAUUAACAAAGGCUUACAGAGUAGGUACAGCCCGCUGGCAGGCGAUCUCUUGGCAAACUCGAUGCUACCCGGGAACGCGAUGAAUGGUUCCGGCUGGUGUAUCUUCGUGUAUAAUCUCGCCCCAGAGACCGAGGAGAACGUGCUGUGGCAGUUAUUCGGUCCGUUCGGCGCCGUCCAAUCGGUCAAAGUGAUCCGCGACCUGCAGACGAACAAGUGCAAAGGCUUCGGUUUCGUGACGAUGACCAACUAUGACGAGGCGGUGGUCGCCAUCCAGAGCUUGAACGGUUACACGCUCGGUAACCGGGUUCUCCAAGUGAGCUUCAAGACGAACAAGAGCAAGGCGGCGUAGGACGACAAGCAACAGCAUCACGAUCACCACCACCACAACCACCACCACCACCACCACCACCACCAUCGUCGGGCAGCGGG